Molecule: messenger RNA, 462 nt
Organism: Microthlaspi erraticum
Lineage: Eukaryota; Viridiplantae; Streptophyta; Magnoliopsida; Brassicales; Brassicaceae
Source: the annotation of a GenBank genome assembly
AUGCUUUCUCGCUUCCUCAAUCAUCCGCCAUUCAAACCCUGGAACUGGAAAUUUCGAUUCUUUGAAAACCCAGAUGCCAUUUUGGUGGGAUUAUCUUUGUUUUCCUCUAGUUCAUCGCCAGAGUCACCUCUGGUUCGGUCCGAGCCUCCAACAGUUCAUGAUCAACAACAGAUAUUCACGUUGAACAAGACUAUAGCCAGCUGUGUGCGUUCAGGAGACAUAGAUGGAGCUCUCAGAGUAUUUCACGGGAUGAGAGCUAAGAACACCGUCACCUGGAAUUCACUGCUCGUCGGAAUUUCCAAAGAUCCAAACAGAACGAGAGAAGCACACCAACUGUUCGACGAAAUCCCUCAACCAGAUACUUUCUCCUACAACAUCAUCUUGUCUUGCUACGUUCGCAACGGCGACUUCGACAAGGCCCGGAGCUUCUUCGAUCGGACUCGGCGUCAUGGAACACGAUGA